Messenger RNA from Gastrolobium bilobum, 1715 nucleotides. RefSeq lists its product as uncharacterized. Bases 176 to 1195 code for a protein of 339 amino acids. The transcript has 3 exons. Gene Ontology annotation, biological process: response to red or far red light; negative gravitropism. NCBI's taxonomy places the organism in Eukaryota, Viridiplantae, Streptophyta, Magnoliopsida, Fabales, Fabaceae. The record is from RefSeq and is a predicted model, not a curated record.
AUAAAGCACUUUGUGUUCGUCUCAGAUAUUCGUUGUUGUUGCCUUUCGUUUCUUUUUCUUUGUCAAGAAAGGGAAAGAUAGGCACAGUUUUGCUGUAAGACCAAGAUCCAAUUCAGAGCCUUCUUCAUCUUGUUCUUCUUCUUUACCCUAUCAUCGCUUUUCAUUCAACCAGGACAUGGCGGCAGAUGAAGAUAUUGGCAUGUCAGCUUUGGAGUCUCAGUUGAGUCAAUCACCCGAAACAUGGAAGCAGGACAUGGAAAGAAACCAAUCUCAAGUGGAUGUAUUGCAAGCAAAGCUUAUGGACAUAAAGGCUUGCGUACAGGGUUCAGAGGAAGAUGCAAAAAAGGAGUUGGAGGUUCUUUGGCGAAGAGUGAAGACUACUGCUACCUUGUUGACCUACUUAAAAUCAAGAGCAAGAAUCAUGGCUGUUCCUCAUCUAGCCCAAACAUCUUGUGGCAUCAAAAAAUUAGACGGGGUAGGGCUUGUUGACAAAGAUGGGAUUCCAUUAUCGGGUUGGUCUAGGAAUGUUGACCUUUCUUCAUUUGAUGGCCCAGAUGAAGAAUCUUGGAUAGGAAUUAGCCAUCAGCAUGGUGAUGCAGUUUAUAUUGGUGAGAUACUCAAGUCUGUCCAGAUGGUGACAGAUGUGAUGGAAGCCCUAGUCAAAAGGGUGUUAUUGGCAGAAUCAGAAACUACAAUUGAGAAGGAAAAAGUAAGUUUAGGUCGGGAAGAAAUUAUGCGAAAGUCUGCUCAGUUAGAAAACAUGUCUUUGAAAUUAGAGGAGAUGGAGCGUUUUGCAUUGGGUACAAAUAGUAUUUUGAAUGAAAUGCGGCAAAAAGUUGCAGAUUUGGUAGAGGAAACAAGUAGACAAAGACAACGAGCUGCUGAAAAUGAAGAAGAGCUUUGUAGAGUGAAACAGGAAUUUGAGUCUCUAAAGUCAUAUGUUAGUAGUCUAAUCACAGUAAGAGAAACCCUAAUUUCUUCAGAGAAGCAAUUCCAAACACUUGAGAGGCUGUUUGAACGGCUAGUUGGAAAGACUACCCAAUUGGAGGGUGAGAAAAUGCAGAAAGAGGCUGAAGUUCAGAAACUUAUGGAAGAGAAUGUAAGGUUGAAUGCUCUACUUGACAAGAAAGAGGCUCAACUUCUGGCUUUGAAUGAACAAUGUAAGAUGAUGGCCUUGAGCGCUUCAAACAUGUAAAUACCAUUGCACUCUACUCAUUGCUUGCUGACCACUGGAGGCUUCUAGAUAAAGAACUUGAUUGAGAUCAUCUAAUCCAGAAAAAAGGGCUCCAUAAACAUCAUUUAUGACUUCCUUUUAUUUUCUGAUUUCAUUAUGCCUUUUUCAAAAUUGAACGCAGAAAACAAUUUUCCUUAGAAUGUAAACUUGGCGUGCUCUUUCAUGAGAAAAACAAGAUUUGAGGUGUCUCUACACUGUAUAUGGUGGAGACCGAAUCAUCAACCUCACAUAAUAUAUACCCAUUAGAGAGAUCAGCAAACGAUUUCUCUUGUUCUGUACUGGGAAAUUCUUAGGUGCUGUCGCUGCAAAAUUCAACAUGUAUCGUUUCAGCUAUAGCAUUAAAAUGUAGUUUCAGUGAUAGUUAUUGGUGGCUAACAAAAUUGAGAUCAUACAGAUUUAAUUAAAAAAAGUAACAGAUUUCUCUUGUUCGGGUAUUAUUUAAAGAGUUUCUCAUUCUAUUGAAUGUGUACCAUCUUAGUUA